AUGGCAGAAGGAGACAGCCGUCCGUCGGUAGAGGAUCGUACGAAUCAUAUUCUAGCCGUUAGCUCGUCAUCUCGUGAUCUCCAGACAGUGUAUCUGGUCAUCGCCCUAGUGGUGUCAGUGGGGUGCGGUCUGCUUCUGAUCUUCUUGGUUUGGAAGAAAGAGUAUCUGCAGAAGCCCAGCCACUACCUACGGUGUAACCUGGCGGUAGACGACAUCAUCUUCACCGGCGGACUGAUCCCCAUCCAGAUCUACAGACUUUUUCAGCAAGACGUCGAGAGCGAACAGCUACUGUGUUCGGCAAAAGCAUUGCUGUUGGCCGCAUGUCUGGUUUCUAUGCUGGGUACGUACCUUAUGAUGGCGAUAGACUUGUACUAUUGCAUCUGCCAUCCCCUACACUACCAUGGCAAAGUCACAACAAAACGUGUGAUGUGUGGCAUUUUGGCGAGUAGAGUCAUUUCCCUGAUCUUGGGACUAGGACCUGUGGUGUUCAGCGGACUGCCUAAUCUUAAUGCCAACCUACAGUGUGAGCUAGAACCGACAAACAGUGCCAGCGUAGCCGCCAUCCUCAGAACCAUCGUUCUGUUUGUUGCCAUCCUUAUUGGUUUUACCAUCCUCAUACUCUACUACUUCGUCCUCAAGGAAGCCAGAAAACAACAGGCAAUAUAUGAGAAUCGCAACAUGUGGAUAUUCCAGACCAAGGCAUUCCGAAAAAUGGCCCCGCAUGCUAUUAUUUUGGCUGUGUCCGGUGCCACGAGCUUCUUUCAGGUCGCUAUGGUACGAAAUGUGAUCAGUAUGGAGGAAAAGGCAUCACCUGCCAUGAUUGUCACUGAACGCGUGGCCACCCUGCUGCAGUUUACCCUGUCAUCAAUGGCUAACCCUAUCAUCUACAGCUUUCGCCUUCCAGAGUUUCGCAAAGCCUGUAAAGAACUGUGUGGGUUGCCAACCAGCGUACGACGACAGCAGGACAUAAACACGACCGUUUAUUCUCUCGCCCAAGCUUCAAGCGGUUCUGUCACAAGCUUAGAGAUGGAGAACGGCACACUCCCCGACAAAAUCACAACACAGGCAGACAUUGAAAUCAAGCAAGCUCCCAGUUGUACGUACGGGCGACCGAAACAGAACGCUAUACGGACCAAGUUACGUGCUGCACCCACGCAUGUUCCUGAAUGCAGCGGUGAUGCCGUGGCUGAAACCAUUCCUGGUCAGACCAACUCGGAGGCCGAGCCAGGCAUGUCAAGAGAAACACCGACGUGUAAAGCCUAUGUCUGUAACAAGUUUGCUAUCGUGUGGCGUCGGGUGGUGUAG
Branchiostoma belcheri (Belcher's lancelet) is the source of this 1305-nucleotide messenger RNA. Its product is annotated as olfactory receptor 2D2-like. NCBI's taxonomy places the organism in Eukaryota, Metazoa, Chordata, Leptocardii, Amphioxiformes, Branchiostomatidae. Gene Ontology annotation, cellular component: membrane. Gene Ontology annotation, molecular function: G protein-coupled receptor activity. Bases 1 to 1305 code for a protein of 434 amino acids. The transcript is spliced from 2 exons. Gene Ontology annotation, biological process: G protein-coupled receptor signaling pathway. The record is from RefSeq and is a predicted model, not a curated record.